Messenger RNA from Betta splendens (Siamese fighting fish), 3391 nucleotides. RefSeq lists its product as uncharacterized. The transcript is spliced from 2 exons. Lineage: Eukaryota; Metazoa; Chordata; Actinopteri; Anabantiformes; Osphronemidae. The coding region runs from base 927 to 2621 and encodes 564 amino acids. The record is from RefSeq and is a predicted model, not a curated record.
GUUGAAAGCAGGAGUCAUCGUCCCAUGUGACAACUCUCCAGUGAGGACUCCACUCUUCCCAGUUAAGAAAAUCAGAGACAAAGGACAGCCAACAGAAUGGAGGUGAAAGCGGCUCUGCCCAAACAGGCGACAGAACCACUGCACAUCAUUCAACCAGGAGACUGGGUGAUCAUUAAGGAGCUUCGCAGGAAGCACUGGAACUCAAAGCGGUGGCAAGGUCCCUUCCAAGUCCUUCUGACGACCAACACGGCUGUGAAGAUCGCAGAAAGAGCGACUUGGAUCCACUCCAGCCACUGCAGGAAGGUCCCGGAUCCGACAGACGACCCUCCAUCUCCAUCUACACCACACGAGAAAACCACCACUGACGAAAAGAAUUGAGAAGGACGACCCUCGCUGUGCUCACACACGCACUGAGGCGAGGCUGCGUUGACCGUUCAGCUAAAGGUGUGAGCCAAGCGCCGCCUGAAGCUGCGUCGGUGAAUCACACUAUCAGACCAUACAUCUACACACGCGUUCCUGAGAAAACACACACACGAGCAGCCUUGAGUUGCCGACGCUGGACGACGUGUAGACUCUUCACAUCACGGGAGUGACAGUGACUCAGACGACAUUGGGAGGAAACCUGGAGGUGAUAACGAAUCCCAGGUGUCUCUGUGAUCAGCUGAUCACAACCUGAAGAACCCUAACGAACUGUCAAGGUGUCAACAAACAGGUUGGAAACAAUCUAACGCUACUGUUCAACAGGAAGAAGACAUUGAUUGUGACCCUGUUGUUUUUGAUAUGUUACUCUAAUAUUUGCUCUAAAUUAUGUGAUUGAUUUACAUGUAUACCUCUCUGUGAUUUCAUCCACUAUUCUUAAACAAAGCAUUUUAUGCUUCCACUUGAUUCACACUUACACACAAAUUUUUAUCUUCCACUAACACAAAAUGGCAUUCACCAGACGAAACACGAUAAAAAUGAUUGUCAUAUCAACCAUUGCGGUGACAUGUGUGACCCUCCCGUACUUCUGGAGAACUCGCACAUUUGUUCACUAUAGAUCCAAACGCGACAUUAAGGAACCUAAAGCCUGGCAGCUUGCCCAAAACUACGUAAAUCAGAACCCCACAGGGAACUUAUGGUUAGCGUACCUCAAGUACACUUCUAAAACCCUCACAAACAAUUCAUGUGUAGCAUGUGCUGUCGCCAGACCCGAUCUCAUGGCUGUGCCCACUCCCUUUAACAGCAGUGAGUGUUACAACGAGCGACAACUGCACAAUAAAGACACCGGGUGUAGAUACACUGCGGACCCCAGCAUUCCAAGAUGUGAUCCGUCUUGCAAAAUGCACGCCUUGCACAAUCUGGGCAAGGGUAUGGAGAUGUACAGUCCCGUCACACAUAAGAAAGUAGAGGUGGCCGACAUCAAGGUAACGAAAAAGGAGCCCGCGGCUCCCUUGUAUUACACGGUGUGUACCACGUGUCACUUUGAAUGCUUCACCUCCAGCCUCGACGGAGGAAUAGAUGUAGGCCACUUUCCCAAUUGUCACCUGACGUGGGACGUCUCCAACGCACACGGACUUAACCCUGAAGACCAUGUGAUCCGGUUUGCGAUUCCAACUCACACCGAUGCUGCCCCUUUACUCUCAUAUACAUAUAGGAUCAAUAAUGUCUCACACGUUGCCCCAUCCUCCACCGACUUAGUCCAGCAAAGGAAGCCCUUGUCCGACAUGUGGUGGCUCUGUGGGGAUCACCCCAGGGCCACCUUACCAACCAAUUGGACCGGCACCUGUACUCAGGUAGUGUUCCUCACAGGGGGAAUACACCUUUUGCCCUCAGCUCCACAGAAACACUCACGCACCAGGCGCAGGGCUCCAGGAGGUUCCUUGGAUCCUGACCUUUACAUAGAUGCAAUAGGCGUACCACGAGGAGUGCCGGAGGAGUUUAAGGCUCGCAACGAGCAUGCGGCGGGGUGGACGAGUGCUAUACCCUUUAUGGGCCCCAUAAUAGAGGUUAACAAGAAUUCGGCCUGGAUCAACUACCUUUAUUACAAUCAACAGCGUUUCAUCAACAAAACUGCGGGCGGUAUGAGAGGCAUGUCUGGGCAGCUGGCUCCUACGUCUCAGAUGACUUGGCAGAAUAGAAUAGCCCUGGACAUGUUGCUAGCGGAGAAAGGAGGUGUCUGCGUUAUGUUUGGAGAAGCGUGCUGUACUUUUAUCCCCAACAACACUGAUUCUAAUGGUACUGUGACAAAGGCUAUCGAGGGCCUUGAGAGUCUUAGAGACGAAUGGGCUAGAAACUCCGGCGUAGAUCCGUCCCCUUGGCGCUGGCUAGACCAAACUUUUGGAAAAUGGAAAUCAGUUUUUAUGUCGGCAAUAGUCUCGCUUAUCAUCUUCAUGGCUGUGAUCAUGUUGCUUGGUUGUUGUGUUAUUCCUCUAAUUAGGGGUCUCAUCAUGCGCGCGAUAUCGGCGGCGCUUUCGUACCAAAUGACACAAUGCACUACAUUCAGGAAUCCAGAUACCGAUUCACUCAUUGGUUCUGAUGCUGACUCUGUAGAGGAUGAUGUUGACGUUGAUAACGAGGACCACAAAGAUGACUCCGAUGAUGAUGAUGGUAGUGACACGGAGACUGACGCCACAAUAAUUUAAAUCAACAUAUAACCCUCUUCCUAUUUUUGCUUGACUAAACAUGAUCUGAUUGAUUAUAGGCUUAUGUCCCUGUCUUUCCAAAAGCUCAUACACAAGGGUUAUUCUAGUAUAACUACCCACAAAAACAGCUCACAAUCUUUUAUCCCUACGCCAUUUACACGUUUCUAAGCAAUAUAUUUAACGAAUCAUUUUUAAAGAAUGCUUUAUUACUACAAAAUGAAUGCCACGAUUGACAAUUUUUUUUCUUUUAAUGUUUGAUUAAUGUGUAAUCAAAAGGGGGGAAAUGUAAUGGAAAAAUUGUACUUUUUUUUUGUGUUCAUUUCUGACUCUGCAUAGUGACCAUGCAUUCUGUACUUGUUGAUUAGAUCCAGAACUGAGCAUUCUCAGACAGACAAUCUAUCUCCCUCUCAAGGUGACCGAUUGUUCAUGGCCUGAGUCUGCCUUUUAACCCUGGGCUCUGGCUCCUUUCUGUCUGAUGCCUCACCAGACCCAAGGCUGUAGCCUUGUUUAUUCCCUGUGUAAUAUGAACAUCUUCACCCACAGUGUGAUAAGGAGAUUCCACCAGGUCCAGGGAAAAAGGUUAAAAGGCAGAAGCAACUUGAGGAUCAUGGGCUCUUUGCAUUAUACCUCCGUGGUGUGUGCACUGAUCUCCCCAGCUGGUUUUUGGUUUGUUGAUGUGCACGAUCAACAUCCAUGCUUUUUAUUUGCUUUCCCCAUUAUUUUUAUUUUAUCCUUUCUUUAUUAUUUCAAUAAAUCGCACAAAAGGACAA